Bombyx mori (domestic silkworm) is the source of this 2474-nucleotide messenger RNA. RefSeq lists its product as uncharacterized. The record is from RefSeq and is a predicted model, not a curated record. Lineage: Eukaryota; Metazoa; Arthropoda; Insecta; Lepidoptera; Bombycidae. Bases 1003 to 1587 code for a protein of 194 amino acids. The transcript has 3 exons.
GAUGUCUGCCAUGUACUUUUGUCAGUUUUCAAUUUUUUUUAUUGAUGAUCACUUUGUUGGUGCAACUAAAUAAAUAAAUAAAUUAAAACUAUAUAUAAAAAUAAAAGUAGUGCCAACCCUAGCAAAUUUCUCAUUUCGUCCCAAUUAACCGCAAUUUUCGGGUAAAUAGGGAUUACACCUAUUUUUGCAUUUUUUGCUUAAACUGGAAUGCUAGUUGCAUAAUUUUAAAUUAGACAACAAAGAUGCCCCCAAGACUCAACCAUUUUGAUCCUGAUAUAGCAUUAUAUACAUCAACAACUACCUUAAAAUUGCUCAUAAAGUUGGAAUUUGUCCCUAAUCGCCCCAUUUUACGGUACCUACUGGGUUUCCUACUUCAGUGGUACCUACAUACUUAUGUACUUUUAUUAUUUUGACAUGGCCAUAAUGGCAGUUGCAGUUGGAAGUUUUCAAUUUUGUUGGCUCAACAACAGAUGGCAGCAUUGUGUGGAAAUGUGCCUUCUUGUCUUUUGCUGUUUUGUUACGCUGGUGACACUUUUUUUCUAUCCCGGUGGACGGACUACUGCGUGUCUGUCAUUCUUGCCUCUGCGAGUGUGACCUUCGCAGUCCGAAUAGUGCGAAACCUCGUCUCCUUCGAGGCCUCUGGAUGUGGAGACGGAAGGUCUAGCCUAUAAGUAUUCGUGACGAUGUGCCCUCCGCAAACGUAGACGGCCAUGUCAUAAUGAACCAUGGUAGAACUUUCGGCUAAUGCAGGUGCUGACAACAGGUAAAGGCGGUUUCGGCCGUCACCGGCACCGCGUCCUCGGGAAGGAUCAGACAACAGACUCCCAUCAUUAAGGUCAUAUGACUGCGUAAACGCUUCGGCCUGCUUGGGGUUAGCAGUGUCAUGUUCCCGUCGCAUUGGCAGAAAUAAUCUUACUUAUACCACGUCCCGUGGUUACGGACAUCUUCUAAGAGAUUCAUCACCCAGACAAAAUUAUAUAAAAAAAAUCCAGGCAAUAUAAAAUGACCAUCGAAACCGUCAGCAGACGUGGCCACCAAAUUUUGACGCCCAGCUUAAGACAUGAGACCCUCGUGAAUUCUCAAUUAAAUUGCACAGCUGUUGUCCCACUCUUCAAAUUGGAACGCAUUAUUUUUUAUGCCACAAAUUAUUAUGACCAUACAUUAAACUGUUUCAACGUAAUAAAAGUGCAGCGUAGAAAAAGUAGGGAGAGACCGGGGCAAAAUGAAGUUCGGGGCAGGACGGGAAGUAAGCUUAUGUCCAUGAAUGGUAAUCGUGUUCGGACCGGUAACGGCGCCAUUUGCACGAAAUUCAGACUGCGCAAGUGCGUCCGAGCAGAGCGAACGUGUUGGAUCUCGUUUUUGCGGUGUAUAGGAAAAAAAACUGAUUUUGCAAGUGUUUUUAUCCGGUUUUUGGUUAAGAAACUGAUGUGCAGACAUAUACAAUGGUUCGGAACUAUAAACGAAAAACAGAUCGUGGCAAAUGUGACCCUGAAGUUCUGGGUCUCAUGGGUUCUUAAUAACAGGAUGGGGCUUCCUCGAGCCUCAGCCACAUAUGAUGUUCCGCCGCCGUGUAAGAAAAGCUCGUGAUACUGUGGAUGACGACACUGAUUCCGAUAACGACUAAGUAUGGGAAAGUAUGGGCAUUUGUGACGAUUCAAAACUGUUUUACAGCAAAACAAGAAGAUGAGUUGGCGCAAUGUGUGAAAUCUGGAAGCACGGUUAACAGGAAUAUAACUUCGUGUAAUAGCUUAUCAGUUGGCUCAGCGAAAUCAUAUAGAUAGUCCACUUAAUGAAGAAACUGUCAUGGCAGGAGAAACCGUUACCGGCUCGCGUACAGACGCCCAAAACCAACAACAGCCGCACGAGCUAUGCAUAGCAUAGUCAUGGAACGCAUAUCCCACCCAUGUACAAUAUACGCUCGGAAGCAGAUGCGAGAUGAACUUUUGGAUGAACGGAAGCGGAUGAAGACUGAUGGACAGAAGAUUAAAAAAGAUAAAAAACGAAUACAUAAAGUUGGAAAUAAGAAGAUAAAAAGGACGGAAACCAAGCGUCAAGCUAAAAGACUCGCCAAAGAAAUCGAAUCGGAAUAUAGUUCAUCUUAAUUGGAGGACGGUGACUGGGCCUGCAUCUAUUGUGGUUACUUAUACUAAGAGUCAACCGAUGGUUGGGCUAUCUGCAGUAUUUGCCAUGUUUGGGCACACGAUUCCUGUGCCGGAGUAGAUGAAGAAGACGACGAGGCACACAUUUGUGAACGCUGUCUGCCCGAUUAAAAUACGUACUCCCUUUGCCCCGUAGCAUUUCCCAUCUUACCCCGUCCAUGGGGCAAGAUGGGAAAUUCGCCGCAUUAUCGUUAAUCAUUAUUUGUCAAAAAAAAUCUGUGAUUUUGCAUGAUCAAAUUAUUAAUUUUAAGAGACAAAUGUUUGGGUUACUUGUUUUCUUAAAGAAUUUAAUUAAAGAGUAUAAUUGUCUUUGUA